AUGGCUCCGAUCAAGCACAAGGCGCUGAUAAACGUUGAUUUGGGUGAAGCUUACGGGAACUGGAGCUGCGGCCCGGACCUGGAACUUCUCCCCAUGAUUGACAUUGCGAAUGUUGCCUGUGGUUUUCACGGCGGUGACCCGCUGAUCAUGAUGGAGACGGUCCAACAGUGCAAGAAACAUAACAUCAAGGUCGGAGCUCAUCCCGGACUGCCGGAUUUGCAGGGGUUUGGCCGACGCGAGAUGAAGCUUUCCCCGGAGGAGUUGACGGCAAUCACCAUCUAUCAGGUUGGCGCGCUGCGGGGCUUCCUGGAGCGCGAGGGGGUGCCUCUCCACCAUGUUAAGCCGCACGGCGUUCUGUACGGCAUGAUGUGCCGCGACUACGAGGUGGCCAAGGCGGUCAUGCUUGGCAUCCCCAAAGGCAUUCCGGUCUUUGGUCUUGCGGGCACCAAUAUGGAGAAAGCGGCCAAUGAUCUGGGGAUCGAAUUCUGGGCCGAGCUCUACGGCGACGUCAAGUACAACUCGAAUGGGAUGCUGGUCAUCGAUCGCAAGAAGAAGCCGUGGGAUCUCAACGACGUGGAGAAGCACGUCCGCCAGCAGGUUGAAGAGCAGUCCGUCACCGCGGUCGAUGGCACUGUUGUGCCGUUGCCGUUGAAGGAUUAUCCAUUGUCGAUUUGUUGCCACUCUGAUUCGCCUGGGUGCAUUGAUAUCGUAAAGACGACGAGAAAAGUGGCCGAUGAAUUCAACGCCAAGCAUGGGAAAUAG
This is a messenger RNA of Paecilomyces variotii, 762 nucleotides long. Its product is annotated as lactam utilization protein lamb. Lineage: Eukaryota; Fungi; Ascomycota; Eurotiomycetes; Eurotiales; Thermoascaceae. Bases 1 to 762 code for a protein of 253 amino acids. The record is from RefSeq and is a predicted model, not a curated record. The transcript has 2 exons. Gene Ontology annotation, biological process: carbohydrate metabolic process.